Osmia bicornis bicornis is the source of this 2744-nucleotide messenger RNA. RefSeq names its product DNA repair and recombination protein RAD54B-like. Gene Ontology annotation, biological process: double-strand break repair via homologous recombination; reciprocal meiotic recombination. Gene Ontology annotation, cellular component: nucleus. Gene Ontology annotation, molecular function: DNA translocase activity; ATP binding; ATP-dependent chromatin remodeler activity. The record is from RefSeq and is a predicted model, not a curated record. Bases 273 to 2741 code for a protein of 822 amino acids. The transcript has 9 exons. NCBI's taxonomy places the organism in Eukaryota, Metazoa, Arthropoda, Insecta, Hymenoptera, Megachilidae.
UAUGUCAUUGCAAGAUUAAACUUUUCUUUCAUUGUCUAACUUAUUUCAUUUAUAAUUCUACAUGUAAAAUAUGAUUUUUUCAAAUGAUUAUAUAUAAAAUACAUUCUUUUUGAACUCGUCCUUUAACGCGGGAACACAGAUUUCACUCUUAAGUUACAAAUAGAUCAACCUCAGAUGAAAUCACAACAAUUUAUUUAAUAUCAUUCGAUAUCAUAUUAUUAUAUAUUUUAAGUGUAAAAUAUCUUCAAUAAAGUAUUAUAUACGCAUUUAUUAUGUAUCGGAAUAGCCGAAUCAGAGAUUUUAAAUCCAUCUUAAAACACCAACAAUCAACAGGUACUAAAUCAAAAGAAAAUGUGGAAAAUGAUAAUAAAUUGCCAGAAAAUACUGGACAAACUUCUGUUAGAAGUACUUCGAAAAUACUUAAUUUAUUAAAGAAACCUGAAAAAAGCUGUACAACAAUACAGAAAGAAAAUGAUGUGAUCAACACAAACAAAGACAAGGAUAAUGUAGCUAAUGUAGAAAAUUCAGCUACACCUGCUGAAAAAAUGGUUUUUAAUGUAGUAAUCGGUAAACAAUCAACAAGGAAACAUAAAAAAUGGGAAGAUGAUGGAAUUUUGGAAGUUAAGGGAAAACAUGCAAUCUUAAAGGAUACAGAGGAUAAUGUAAUUCAUACAAGUGUAGUUAAUCCAAAAAUUCUAGUAGAAGGUUUUAGAAUGUAUAUGGGAAAUAAGGAAAUUGAGAUAGUUGAUAAAGUAUUGUGUACAAAAUCUAUAUUAAAUGAAGUUCCCAAGGAAACUAUUCCAGAACCACCUAAAAAGAAAUUCAAAUCUACAAAUUCUGGCCCAUACAUUCCAUUUAAUUUGUUACAACAAGGGUUGAAAUUGAUAUAUGAUCCACUGGUAAUGCCAGCUAUUUAUGCUUCAAAAAGUUGGAUGGAAGAUGAAACACCAGAAAAUGAAAUAGAAGUAUCUGUAGAUGCUUGUUUAGUAAAUGUACUUAGACCACAUCAGCGUCACGGUAUUAUAUUUUUAUAUGAAUGUAUCAUGGGAUUAAAGACAUGCAAUUACUAUGGUGCAAUUUUGGCUGAUGAAAUGGGUCUUGGCAAAACAUUGCAAUGUAUUACACUUAUCUGGACAUUAUUGAAGAAAGGACCAUAUGGAAAACCAAUAUUAAAAAAUGUACUAAUAGUAACUCCUAGUAGCCUGUGUAAUAAUUGGAACAAAGAAUUUAAACAUUGGUUGGGUUUUCAUAGACUCUGUCCAUAUGUUGUAAAUGCCAAAAACAAGCCAAAAGACUUCAAAAAACAGGCAAGGAAUUCAGUGAUAAUUAUUAGUUAUGAUAUGCUUAUUAGGUGUGAAGAAGAACUUGAACAAAUAAAUUUUGAUUUAAUUGUAUGUGAUGAAGGACACAGAUUAAAAAACAAUGAUAUAAAAGCAGCAAAGAUUUUAAAUAACAUAAAUUGCAAAAGAAGAAUUCUAUUGACUGGAACUCCAAUACAGAAUGAUUUACAAGAAUUUUUUGCUUUAGUUAAUUUCGUAAAUCCCAGUAUUUUGGGUAGCAAUUAUGACUUUAAAAAUUAUUAUGAAAAUCCUAUCGUAGCAUCACGAUGUCCUCACGCACCAGAUAGUGUUGUAUCUCUGGGAACUGAAAGGGCCAGUGAAUUACACGAAAAAACAAAAUGUUUUAUUUUAAGACGCACACAAGAAAUAAUUAAUAAGUAUUUACCAUCCAAACACGAAUUAAUUGUGUUUUGUCGUUUAUCAAAAGAACAAGAGAAGUUGUAUUCGCUAGUUACGGAUACAUGGUUCAAUAAAAGUAUACUACCAAAUAAUAAUAUUCCACACUUAACGGUGAUAACGACUCUUAAAAAAAUUUGUAAUCAUCCGAAAUUAUUUUAUAAUGACAAGAAUGAGUUUCUGCAUAAUGAUUUAAAAAAUUUAAGUAGAACCCCUAAUAUAAAUAAUUAUACAAAUAUGUCGAAAACAGAAUAUUGUGGAAAAAUUUCGCUUGUACAUACGUUGAUGAAAAAUUUAAAAAAUACAGACGAAAAAUUGGUAUUAAUUUCAUACUUCACACAAACACUAGACAUACUAGAAACUGUUUGUAAUACAGAAGGUUUGCACUUCCUUAGAUUAGAUGGAAGUACACCAGUUACAACAAGAUCUAAGAUCAUCGAACGAUUCAAUUCAAAGAAUGAUAACAAUAAAAUAUUUUUACUAAGUGCAAAAGCUGGUGGAGUUGGACUAAACUUAUUUGGGGCAUCUAGACUUAUACUGUUCGAUUCGGAUUGGAAUCCAGCAUCUGAUUCUCAAGCUAUGGCAAGAAUCUGGAGAGAUGGUCAGAAAAAAGAUGUUUACAUAUUAAGAUUACUAACAGCAGGCACAAUUGAAGAAAAGAUUUUUCAAAGACAAAUCAGUAAAGCAGGAUUAAGUGAAACUGUAGUGGACUCAAAUAGUUUUGCUUCUCUUAAAUUAUCUAUGACUGAAUUAAAGGAUUUAUUUACGUUAACAACAGAUACAAAUUGUUUAACACAUGAUUUGAUGGAAUGUUCUUGUAAUGGUUGUAAUAAAGUAGAAAAGGCACCUCAAAUGUUACAUCAAGAUAAUGAACGGGAAUAUCAAUUUUUUUUAAACAGUAAAGCACCUCUACCAAAUUUAACCAUUAACCAACUUUCAAAAUGGGAACAUUAUCAGCAGCCAGUUCCGAAUAAAAUACUUCAAGUAAGAACGAUUUAUCAUUAAACU